AUAUGGGACUUUUAUUUUGAAGGCGAGACUUGAAUUUCACUAUUGUAGAUUAGCUUCCUAUACAGACGUUGUAACGCGUUUAACUCAGGACUAGUAGCUCAUACUGUAGCUAGUAUGGGUGAAAGGUGUUUCGUUUGUCCUUAUCAUAACUCUCACUAUGUUAUUCUCGUGAAGACCUGUAUUUAGUUAGUAGGCCGUAUUUUAAGAUAUUUUCAAGCAAAUUCCAGCAUGGGCGAUGGAAGUGUCAUACCAAAGUUCAGUAAUAUGAAGGCUUUUCUUGGGAUUGUCGCCGGCGCUGGAGCCUCCUACGGGAUUUAUAAACUUUUCAGUGGAACUAGCUUCAGAAAAAAUAAGAAAAGUGCCUUCAACGAAAGUAAUGGACCAAAGUUACCACACGGCGGUAUGGUUCUGCAGCCAGGGAGCUUGUUAGCUAAGGUGUCCGGUUUGGAUGUUGUUCGUGUGGGUGAAAGUCAGGCCGUGCCGGAUGAUGUUGAAUCAAGUGACAUAAUCUCUAAAUCACCUGAAAGCCUGGAACCACAACAUCUGAAGAUGCUGCUGUCACUCCUUCAGAACACCCCCAACCCUUCAGAAAGAGUCCAGAUACUUAUCACUUUAGGAAAUACUGCUGCUUUCACUGUAAACCAGAAUCUCAUCUAUGAGUUAGGGGGUAUUCACAUCAUAGCUGGCUUCCUGUCUGACCCUGUGCCAGAGGUCAGAGUGCAGACUCUGAAUGCCUUGAACAACUUGAGCAUGAAUCUUAGGAACCAAGAGCAACUGAAGGUUUAUCUGGCAAAGGUGCUGGAACUGAUUGAGAUGUCUCCGGUGAACUCUGACCUCCAGAUGGCGGCUCUCCGCCUGCUGACCAACCUAUCAGUUACAGACAACCACCACCACCUGCUAAAGGGGUCCGUCACCCUCCUCCUCUCUCUUCUCGUUGUUAGCAAUCAAGUGUUACAGAUACAAGUUUUAAAAGUGCUUGUGAAUUUAUCAUCCGAUCCUGAUAUGAUGGAUGACAUAGUGCAGGCCCAGGCUCCAGCCUCUGUGGUCCUGCUGUUUGACGUACGGACCAGCUCUCCAGUGCUCCUGCGACUGCUGACAUUUGCCGGGAAUCUGAAGGCUUGGAGGCCUUCUGCCCAGGUAGCAGAGGCCCUGAGGAGGAGACAGGAUUGCUUGUACCGGGUCCUACUUGACAAGUCCUCUCUGCUCCACAGCAGACUGAGCCAGCUGCUCGCUCACCCUGAUGGGGAGGUCCGCGCACAGGUGGCCUGGGUCCUCUCCUAAAUCUCAUACAAAAACUUCUGACCUCGACACAACCUUCUUAUGUUCGUUAUACAUUUAAACUCCCAACUUUUUCUUCCUAAGGUUGACUACUUCAAAUUCACCCAAUUCCAAAUCCUCCCACACUCAAACCUUGCCAGUCCUCCACCAUUAGGUACACACCUGCUGGACUCAAUCUGCCCUGGCCUGCGUGUGCCUUCAAACACUACACAGCUUUAAAUCUACACAGCCUUCUGGCGUCUUUCCUCUCAAUCCCAUCGCUUUAAACCUAAACCCCACCAUCAAAACAUUUUCAAACUCCACUGAUUUAAAAUCCCCUCUAGCCAGCGAGAAUCCAUAAACGUUCCCACCCAUCAUUAAUUGUUAAUGGAAUGAGGCAGAGGAAGCCAUGUUAGAUUAUUUGGACUGUGACCACCACACCUGCAACUCCUUCAUUCAAACUGUGUUUUAAAGUUCUACAUAGAGGCUCUACUGCCAAACCUACACACUGUGUCUUUGGUGGUCCUGGAAACAUUGUACUCUUAGUCUCAAGAUAUCUUGUUCCAGGUGAAGCCCCUCCAUGUAAACCCACUGCCAAAAUCUUUCCAAGAGAAACAACUCACCAACUACUGACUGUCUGUGCUUGGUGUACUUUGCAUAUGUAAUGGAGGUGGUGAACCACACUUGCAUGAUGGGUAAACUUGCCUGAGAGCUCAGCUUGAAGUAGCUGCCCACCCAAAUACCUGCAGUGGGCUUUAGCUGAGUAAGCUAACAUCUACUGUAGAGGGGAUGGUCUGGACAUGCUGGACAACCUGUUUGGUAUGUUAAUGUUAUGUGAUGCACACAUUUGGCAUGCCUUGUUGAUACCAGUACAGAGGUAUGCAGCUCCAGACUUCCAGUCUCGCAGUGAACUGUAAUUAAGAGUUUGGUGUUUAAUGUUGUUAUUUUUUAUCUAUUUAUUCCUCAUACUUUUUGAGUCAUUGGACGAGGACUCUUUAUGUAUGCAUUUCACUGUCCGACGAGGCCUGUUGUUUACAAAGCAUGUGAUUACUAAAAUGAUGCGUAUCUGAACCCCUGGGCGUAUCUGAAAUGUGUGCACAAGCAGCAUAACUCUGGAACUACAUUUGCAAUCCUUUCAAUAAAAAUCAGCUCACCUGAAAGCACAAUUGA
This is a messenger RNA of Esox lucius (northern pike), 2427 nucleotides long. RefSeq names its product armadillo repeat containing 10 (gene armc10). Gene Ontology annotation, cellular component: mitochondrion. Bases 229 to 1281 code for a protein of 350 amino acids. The transcript has 6 exons. Lineage: Eukaryota; Metazoa; Chordata; Actinopteri; Esociformes; Esocidae. The record is from RefSeq and is a predicted model, not a curated record.